Epithele typhae is the source of this 1251-nucleotide messenger RNA. Its product is annotated as MFS general substrate transporter. The transcript has 6 exons. The record is from RefSeq and is a predicted model, not a curated record. Gene Ontology annotation, molecular function: transmembrane transporter activity. Gene Ontology annotation, biological process: transmembrane transport. Bases 1 to 1251 code for a protein of 416 amino acids. Lineage: Eukaryota; Fungi; Basidiomycota; Agaricomycetes; Polyporales; Epitheliaceae. Gene Ontology annotation, cellular component: fungal-type vacuole membrane.
AUGGCUCUGGUGUCCCCUUUGAGGAAGCCUGCAAACUACGGAUCCAUCUCCGCGAAAGACUACCGCCCUAGCCUCAAAGCUGACAUCGAGGCCCCGACGAAGGGCUCUGACGACUCCUGCGAACGCGGAUUGUCGGCAUGGCUAACAGUAUUUGGAGCUUUUCUGGCCCUCUUCUGCUCCUUCGGUCAGAUGAACGCCUUUGGCACCUUCCAGUCGUGGUACACGACACACCAGCUCAGUGAUCGCCAUCCAUCCACUGUUGCAUGGAUAGGAUCAGUGCAGCUUUGGGUGUUUUUUGUCUCCGGUGGUUUCAUAGGCCGCGUGUUUGAUGUAUACGGCCCACGCAUCAUCAUGGCACUUGGCACCGUCAUCUACGUCGCCAGCAUACUCCUCACCAGCGUGGCUCAAAGCUACCAAGAGUAUCUCUUGGCGCAAGGCGUUCUAUCGGGCCUCGGUGUCGGCAUGCUUUUCUACCCACCACUAGCGGCCAUCUCGACCCAUUUCUGCAAAUACCGCGCAACAGCGCUCGGAAUCGCUAUGGCGGGCUCCGGUAUAGGUGGAACGGUCUAUCCGAUCCUUCUGCAGUACCUCUUCAUCAACGUCGGCUUCACAUGGGGAACCCGGAUAUCCGCCGCCGUAUGUUUCGUUCUCUGCGUCGUCGCGACUGCAACCGUCACGAGCCGCAUCUCCCCCGCCGCCGAAUCCAAGCCCACCGAGCGCCGACCGUGGCUCGACCUCCAUGCGCUCCGCGAUCCCAGAUUCUCCUCCUCGGCAUCUCCGGGACACCGCCUUCUCCGUCUCGCCGUGCUCAACGCGGCGUCCGUGCUCGGCCGGAUCGCGCCCGCGCACGUCGCGGACGCCUUCGGGCGGUUCGCGCUCCUCGUCCCGUGCGCCGCGCUCGCCGGGCUCUCCACGCUCCUCCUCUGGCCCGCCGCGCACUCGCUCGCCGGGCUCGCGGCGUACGCGGCGCUCUACGGCCUCUUCAGCGGCGCGUUCAACGCGCUCAUCGUGCCGUGCAUCGCCCAGAUCUCCGACAUCCGCGAGAUCGGCGUCCGCAUCGGGCUCUUGUACAGCAUUAUCUCUUUCCCGUGCGUCGCUCAUUGGAAACCCGGCCGCGGGGCGCUCCUCCGACUGACGGGCGGCUCGUACACCGGGCUGAUCGUGCUGAGCGGGACGAGCGUCGUCAUCGGCUCGUUUUUCAUGCUGCUUGCGAAGCUCAGGAUCGAUCCGAACAUUUUUGCGCGCGUGUAG